CAUUGGGAAUUAAAGGAAUUAAGAAGUAAUGUACUUCCUCUCCGGACUAUAGCCUCGCCAUCAGCCUUGUAGCCUCGCCAAAAGAAUUUCCACUAGGCUGGCUCUCAAAAAGAAUAUUGCACAGCAUCCCCAGCAACCCAAUCAUCUCACAACUUCUUCCCAAUUUUCGAGAUUGGUCGCUUUCAAGAAGUGUGUCUUCUCAAAAUGCCACCUUCUUCCACUCAACCUCUUCUUCUUUCGCCCGCCGAACUCUCUUACCUCCACACCUCACUAUCCCUCAACCCUCCAAUCCGCCCAGACGCCCGUACUUCUACUCAAUUUCGACCCCUCAUCGCCGAAUGUGAUGUUCUUCCCGGCACAAAUGGCAGUGCGCGCAUUUGUUUCGCAGAUGGUACUGAAGCUAUCGUGGGUGUGAAGUGCGAAGUUGAAAAAUCACGUCCGACUUAUCAGGGUGCUGAAUUCAGUACUUCAGAAAAUGAUGAUGAUGAAGAAGAGGAUGAAGAUAUGAGGGAAGCGAUCGAAAAAGAGAAGAUGGAGAGGGAACAAAAGGGCGAGAGAGAUUGGCUGGAGUUGAGCGUCGAGAUUCCCGGGUUUAGAGAUGAUGAUAGUAUGCCUGUUUUUAUGGCAGCUAUGUUGAGCGAGGCGCUGUUAGCAGAUGCAGAGUUUACGGCGAGAUUAUGGAUUAAUUCGAGGUUUCAUUGGAAGAUAUAUGUUGAUGUGAGUUAGCUUCGCCUAUUCACAUUCGAAUUCUUACGGCUUUUCCGAUUUUUAAUUUUUGCAAAAGCUAACAAUAUACUAGAUUUUACUACUUUCACAACCACUGUCCUACCCAUUACCCCUCCUCUCGCUAACAACCCAUCUCGCACUCCUAUCCACUCGCCUCCCUCGUCUCAAAUCCGAAGGUGAUGAAGAUCCUCUCUUCGACGAUGAUUGGGAAGCUUCUGUCUAUUUGUAUCCUCGAACACCACAAUCGACCAAUUCUCGACCCCCAAUCACACUUCUCGUCAUAUCUGUGGGCGAUAAUAUAAUUUUCGACCCUAGCAAAGAGGAACUUACAGUUGCUGAAGCUGUAUUAGCUAUCACAAUUGGAGAAAAAAGACGGAAGGACAGCGAUGUGGACAUGGAUUCUAGUGUUGCAAGAGAUUUGAGGUUAUUGGCUGUGAGGACUGUGGAUUUACCGGCCAGAUUAACGGCGCCUGGUGUACCGAAUACGAUGAACACCGCUACUGGAGGUGCGGCGGCUGAGACGACGGAUUUAGCAUCUACUCAGAGGGAGACAAUGAAGGAAGGAGGCGUUUGGCAACCACCGAGAGGAGGAAUUAAGAGAAAAUUGGUUGCGACUAUCAUCGCAAAGGUCAUGGAGCGCGGAGGCGUCUCAGAAGAGGUAUUGGAUGGAUUGGAGAAUGUGGAGCUGGCCUAGUUCGUGAUUUUACAAGGAAUUUUCUACAAUGAUACCCUUCUUCUUCCACAUGUACAAUAUCUCGUCUCAUUUGACUUGAUGCUAGAACAACGUUCUAGCCUGAAUUCAAAACAAAUUGGUAUCAAAAUUUCCAUCCGCCUCUCACCAAAUUCCCAGCCAUUUCUUCCCCGAAAAUUGUUUCUGAUAGACCACUUUCUUCUCCCCUUGCCCUUCCCCUUCCUCUCUCAUCUCCCCAAGACUCUCCGCUGCUGU
Sclerotinia trifoliorum is the source of this 1672-nucleotide messenger RNA. NCBI's taxonomy places the organism in Eukaryota, Fungi, Ascomycota, Leotiomycetes, Helotiales, Sclerotiniaceae. The record is from the annotation of a GenBank genome assembly.